AAACGGACUAACACUUAAACAGUGGAAUAACAGACAAACAAGAUUGUCAGACAACUAUUUGAACAAGGGCCCCUAGAGUAAGACUUACCCUCCCCCCACAUGAAAAUCAAGCUCCACCCCUGACUGUUAUCAUGGUACACUGUCGGGAUACAGUUUGUGUCUCAAGAGACAAGCAGACUAAACAGGACCACAACACACGUGACCUAGAAAUUAGAGGCAUUGUCCUGGGGUUUGGUCACAGCUUUUCCAACUGUGUAACAACUUUUUUCAGUCAUAACAUCACACCAUUCAUAUUAAUCAACGCAGUAUAAGGGAUACUGCAUUGCUGAAAGCAUACAGUACUUGGACUGUAAACGACAAACCCGUCCUAUUUGUUAGGAACUUUAAAAGGAAGCGUUGUGGUUAGCAGCAAUAUUAUUUGGGAAGUCUGGCUGAUCACCCUUUGGGUUCUCAAGAAAGGAAGUUUAAGAUGUCCUGAUGAUAUUGCAUCUUUGAAUCGUCUGCUGCAAAACAUUCUGAAGAUUGUUAUUGAGUUACUUUUUCACAGCAUAAACUUGGACUGCUUUGCACAAUUCUAAACCAUGUUUAUCCAGAUUGUGUGCGCUCUUGUUGCUAGACUGCUUUUCAUUCUUCACUCUUUGAUAGCAGUUGGCCGGGUUAUUUUUGUUAAACAUUCUUGGUAUUCAUUUCUUACACUUCUUAUCCUGCCGCUUGUAAUUGAAAUGGUCAUAACUCUGAAAAGGAGGCGAGGCAAAGAUUACAAAUGGUUUUCUCCAGCAAUCCUGUUUUAUCUGAUCAGUGUAAUCCCAUCCAUUUGGAUUUUGGAGGAUCACUAUUACCACUACGAUAUAAAAGACACUAUGAGUCUAACAAAGUGUCAACAAUUGGAUAAACCCAACAUACCUACAAAUCCAGGAAGUCAGACUGGAGGAAUUCCACACCUUGACAAGGGUCUUCAACUGCUGAACUCCACAUGCUCUGAUGCUUGGAAAUUAGGACUUCACCAGACUUUAUUGUUGACACUGAUCAUCGGAAAGUGGCUUCUUCCAACUGGAAUUGGCAUCUCCAAGGACCAGUUGUCACAGCUCCUGCUUAUCUUUGUUGGGAUUGCAGCGGAUAUACUUGAAUUCACAAGUGAGAUGCUUUCUGAGGAAAAAGUCAAGACAAACACAGUUCUGGUGUAUACGAUUCUUGCUGUAUGGACAUGGAGUAUGUUACAGUUUCCUCUUCAUGUUGCAGUAAUAAACACAGAGUCUUCAGAUGCCUGCCAAAACCCACCAUCUUCAUCGCUGCUGUCCACCCACUUGGCAGACAUAUGGAACAUAAUAAUAAGCCUCUUUAUACACGAUGGUCCGUUCUUUGUAGUGCGCAUGGUGGUGAUGUUCUCAUACGGAGUCAUACACCAGAUGCUGGUGUUCUUCACUAUUAAAAACUGUUUGGUGGUCACACUACAGCUAUACCGCCUAUACGUGAUUAUUGAAGACUACCGGACUUCUAACUAGAGAAGCAUGAGUACCAGAGGA
This is a messenger RNA of Polyodon spathula (Mississippi paddlefish), 1523 nucleotides long. Its product is annotated as transmembrane protein 26-like. The transcript is spliced from 7 exons. The record is from RefSeq and is a predicted model, not a curated record. NCBI's taxonomy places the organism in Eukaryota, Metazoa, Chordata, Actinopteri, Acipenseriformes, Polyodontidae. Bases 582 to 1502 code for a protein of 306 amino acids.